Messenger RNA from Phlebotomus argentipes, 1212 nucleotides. RefSeq lists its product as uncharacterized. The record is from RefSeq and is a predicted model, not a curated record. Gene Ontology annotation, molecular function: acyltransferase activity, transferring groups other than amino-acyl groups. NCBI's taxonomy places the organism in Eukaryota, Metazoa, Arthropoda, Insecta, Diptera, Psychodidae. Bases 307 to 1176 code for a protein of 289 amino acids. The transcript has 2 exons.
AUAAUAUCUGCCCCUUGUUCAUUUCAAAACCCAUUGGAAGUGUUGAAAGUCAGAGAUUUGAGCUAUUAUUUUCCCCUUGGGAGGGACAAAAAAGUUCUAGUUUUCCAUAUAAACACCAAACAACAUUGGAUUUCUCGGUCUUCCUUAUCUGAACAAGCAAUAUUUGUCACAUCCGUAAUUUAUGACACGUCUGUUAAGUCCCAUAAUCAGCUGUUCGCUGAUAUGAACUUGAGAACGAGCACCACUAACUUCCUUAUCACGGCUCAGUGCGUUUUCGGCCUUUGAGAUAGUUAUUGGUCUCUGACGAUGUCGAACACAGAUCGUUUGGUGUCGAUUCCACCUGAGGAUCUCCUCACACUCCUGGACAUGUACAAAGUCAAUUGGCCACGGCAUUUGCUUAGCUACCAAACGAUCUAUCACUUCUUUCUGUGGCUGCAGAAGAACUCGUCGAUUGAGGAUCUCUUCGUAUGGAGUCUCAACGGCUCUUGGCGACAAAAUGGAACUGUGAUCAUCAAGAGUCACCGUGACAUUCACAUUGCCACUUUGGAUGAGACUCACGAGAGUCUCUUCCGAGCUCUGUGUCUCCUCGAUUGGAGUCCAGGCAUCCUCGUGUGCUCCUUCUUGGAAUACAUGCGACCGGCGCCUCUCAGAGCCAUUGAGAAGUGCAGAGUUCCUGUUGCCUAUGACUGUUCCUACAAGUUCUUCAUACUGGCCAAGGAGAAAGCGAUGGAUCUGCAGGAGGUGAAUCUGCCAGAGAACAUCACAAUCAAGAGACUCGCUGUUGAAGACGCUUCAGUGGCCAAUGAUUUGUGGCCAUACAAGAAGGAUGGAUCUCUCGUGUUCCUUGAGCGAAUGGCAAAGUACAAUGUUGCCUUCAGUGCGUAUUCCUCGACAGGACAACUCGUUGGCUGGGUGUUUGUGGACUCUUCUCUGGGCAUUGGCACACUUCACGUCGUUGAUGAGUUUCGCGGCAGGAAAAUUGCUCAAGCUCUGGUCGUGAAGAUGUGUCACUAUCUUUCCGGCACUCUCAAUAUUGAUCCUCACACGUUCAUCGUGACGAAUAACUAUCCAUCGAUUAAUCUCUUCAAGAAGCUCGGCUUUGUGGAAAACACCGAACUCGGCUAUUGGAUUCAAACCAAACCAUUCAGCGAGAAUGGUGCAAAGUUGUGUGCGUGAGAGAUAAAAAUAAUAAAAUUGAAUAAGUGGGACUAA